AGAGCAUGUAGUCGGGCAGAAGGCUAAAGUGCACCUCCCACUUCCAGCCAAUCACAUACGUCUCACUGGACACUGUCCUCAGUGCCAGAUCACACUCGCAUCCCCACUUCUUCCUCUCCCGGGAAAAGCUCUUUUGUGUACAACCAUUGUGAAUCUCUCUCACUCCAAUCUUGAAAAAGAAAAAGAAAAAAACAAACUCUGUUUGAAGCAAUCUCUCUCUUGUGCUCCCCCAAGCAUGAUGUUUGCAAUAUAGUAUUAGAGAAAAAACAGUUGUUCUUCACCAUCUGUUACGCUUUCCUUGAAUGACGUUAUAGCUCGAAACUUCGUCGUUUUGUGAUUCUUUUCAUCUUCUGGUGUGUGGGGUUGUUGUGUAGCUUCACCAACAUCGAAAAGAAAAGAUGCAGGCAUUCGUGUCUCUGUGUAAUAUUGCAUUCAAGUUUCCCGCUCUGUAAAGUUAUGAAAUGAACUCUCUUUCUCUCCCUCGCUCUCGCUCUCUAAAGGGAAACUAAGAGAUGAAUACCAGAGUCCGGACUGCUCUUCAGACCAUGAAAACGCCUCUGGUUCAUGAGAAAGAGAAGAAGAUGGAGAAUGAGGGAAGCAGAUUAGUGGGUGCUAACAAAACUUCCAUGAAUCGCAGAAGGUCGAGCAGAGAAAGGAAAAUGGCCUUACUACAAGAUGUAGACAAGCUAAAGAAGAAGCUUAGGCAUGAAGAGAAUGUUCACAGAGCAUUGGAGAGGGCAUUUACUAGACCUUUAGGAGCUCUUCCUCGUCUUCCUCCUUAUCUGCCUCCAUAUACAUUAGAGCUUCUUGCUGAAGUUGCCGUAUUGGAAGAGGAGGUUGUUCGGCUGGAAGAACAGGUUGUGAAUUUCCGACAAGGUCUUUAUCAGGAAGCUGUAUACAUAUCCUGCAAGAGGCAUGUAGAAAACUCGACCGAUGUGAUUGAUCAAUCCAGUGUUGGAAGUUCCAAACAGGAGCAAUCAAAGUCUUUAUCCCAAAAUGAAAUCAAUUUAGAAACAUCUGCCACCAGACCUCUGCCUUCUCUCACCAGAAGUACUUCAAGUAGAAAGCUAUUAUCAGCUGACUUUGUCUCUGAUAGAGCAGGACAUUGUUCCACCAGGACUGUGAAUGGAACACAGGCUUUAAAGAAACGCAAUUCAUCUUCACCUCUUUUGGAGGAGGAUCGGCAAGGAAAGGAGAACCGAACAUGUAUGAACUCGUCAAAGAAUAAGCAAUCUCCAGAUAAGAAAUCUCCCAGAGUUAUAACCCCAGUUAAGAAAUCUCCGAUUAAGCACGAACCAGUAGAAAAGUUUCGGGAUCCUCUGAAGCUGCAGCUAGAGUGCAGAUUAGUUGACCAGGAAAGAGCACAAGAAAGCUCUUGUGCUUCUUUAGAUGAAAGGGUAUCAGAAGCUGACAGCGGACCGAACAAAAUCUCUGAGGACAUUGUGAAGUGCUUGUCCAGCAUUUUCUUAAGAAUGAGCACAUUGAGGGAAAAAGUGGUGGAAUCAGAUGCCACCCCCCCUCCAUUAGUAUUUGCUUCUAAUGAAAGUAAUGGAGAAGCAGAGUCUCUGGAUCCUUAUGGUAUCUGUUUAGAAUUUGGAGCAAGAAAUGUUGGGCCCUACAAGCAUCUCUGUGACAUUCAAGCUGGUUCAGUUGAUCUGAACAGAAAAACAAAUGCACUGUUUCUGAUCCACAGACUAAAGCUCCUACUGGGGAAGCUUGCCUGUGUCAACUUAGAGGGUCUUACCCAUCAGCAGAAGCUCGCAUUUUGGAUAAACAUAUACAAUUCCUGCAUGAUGAAUGCAUUUCUGGAGCAUGGAGUGCCUGAGAAUCCUGAAAUGGUCGUAGCUCUGAUGCAGAAGGCAACAAUAAAUGUUGGAGGAUGCUUGCUGAAUGCAAUUACGAUUGAGCAUUUCAUCUUGAGACUGCCUUAUCACUUGAAAUAUACCUGCUCAAAAGCUGCAAAAACUGAUGAGAUGAAGGCUCGCAGCACAUUUGGAUUGGAGUGGUCCGAACCUUUGGUUACCUUUGCACUUUCCUGCGGUAGCUGGUCUUCUCCUGCUGUGAGGGUGUACACAGCAUCUGAAGUGGAAAUUGAGUUGGAAGUGGCAAAGAGAGACUAUCUACAUGCAGCAGUUGGUAUCUCAAUAACAAACAAGUUAAUUAUCCCCAAACUGUUGGAUUGGUAUCUACUUGACUUUGCAAAGGACUUUGAAUCAUUUCUGGAUUGGAUCAGUCUGCAACUCCCGGAUGACCUCCGGAAUGAAGCAGUUAAGUGCCUCGAGAGAAGGGGAAGAGGGCCUCUUUCACAGUUGGUACAAGUGAUGCCAUAUGAUUUCAGUUUCAGGUACCUUUUACACCGGUGAAAGACUGUUUCUUAUCUCAUCCUUCAGUCAGUAUAAUUCUUUGAGUUUAGAUAUCAGGGUUUUGUAUAUGGAUAUAAAAGACAUUAUAAAAAUAUCUAUAUAUAUAUAUAUAUGAUCUAGCCCAUGUAAGGAACUGCUGGAGAGAUACAAUUUUCUCCCACAAAUGGGUUUUAGUUGCUAUUGGUUCAUUCUAUUUGGUUUUGGGGGGAGAGCACAUGAAAGAUGAUGAUGUCUUCUAGUUAAUUCAUUUUAUGUUUCUUGUUUCAUUUUAGAAUUUAUUUCAUAAUUUUAUUUGAUUUAAACAAAUAUUGUUGGCAAUGAAAUUGUUGAGCAUAA
Vitis riparia (riverbank grape) is the source of this 2699-nucleotide messenger RNA. RefSeq lists its product as uncharacterized. Bases 513 to 2363 code for a protein of 616 amino acids. Lineage: Eukaryota; Viridiplantae; Streptophyta; Magnoliopsida; Vitales; Vitaceae. The record is from RefSeq and is a predicted model, not a curated record. The transcript is spliced from 11 exons.